Molecule: messenger RNA, 3671 nt
Organism: Rhineura floridana
Lineage: Eukaryota; Metazoa; Chordata; Lepidosauria; Squamata; Rhineuridae
Product: C-type lectin domain family 5 member A-like
Exons: 6
Coding region: 357-848 (163 amino acids)
Source: RefSeq, a predicted model, not a curated record
ACAACAGAAGUCGUGGUUUGUAAAAGGGGAAGGUUGGGACAUGCAUUAUGAAGGAACGACUGCUGAGAAUAACCAUCCCACAAAUUCGUCAUCGCGGGCUGUGGAAAAAGUUAAAAAUUCAUAAUUCUCCAAGUGAAAGCAAGAUUUCUGUGAAAGCCAAGAGGCCGGAAAUGGUGUAACUAAGCCCCAUUAGGCACAGCCACCUCUCCAGAAACGGCAAGGGAAGAAAACUGAAGGAAAGUCAUAUUUUCUCUCUGGAUGUAACCCGGACAUGGAGAUAAGCCUGAAGAUUUCAACGUACAUGCCAUUCAGAGAGCUUUCAUCCUAAAUCUCCUCUGGCUAGCCUGCCGAGCAGUAUGAAGUGGGAUUGCGUCGUUCCACUUGUGGUUCUCUUAGUUAUUAAGCUAAUAGGCUCUUCGCUGUUCCUUCUAUAUUUUUCACAGAUCUUGUUCCAAGAAGUCCCCAGCAAAGGAAUAACAGUUUCUCCCACAGUCUGCUCCACAAGAUGGGUACCUUAUGAUGGCAAAUGCUACUUCUUUUCUGCCCUGGAAAAAACAUGGGAUGAGAGCAAGAAGGACUGUGCUCAGUCAAAUUCCCAUCUCGCAGUUGUCAACAGCAAGACAGAACUGAUGUUCCUAUUGAACAUGACAAAAUCUGCUGAAUAUUUCAUUGGCUUGACCCAGAGAGAUCCCAAAGGAUCAUGGAGAUGGAUUGACAACACAAAGUUUGAACCUGACUUAUUUAAUAUCCAACAUAAACUUUUUGACUGUGCUGUGGUUGGAUUAGACAUUGUUAGCUCAAUGUCUUGCUCUGCGGCAAACCGCUGGAUUUGUGAGGAGAAAGCAUAGGAGUUCUCCCAUGGAUGGAUGGUUAGAUAGACGGACGGACGGACAGACAGACAGACAGACAGACAGAUAGAUCUUGGAGAUUUGGAGCAAUCUAGAAUUAGGAUUCUUUGCUCUGCUAAGAAACUUUGGCCCUGAUUCAGCUCACGUUGCACAUAACAGGUAACCCUGGACAGAGAUUUGCAUUAUCUCUAACAUCAAAAGUUUCAUCCAGCCAAAUACAUAAGUGUCGAAGGGAGCACCGCAGUGUGGAUGCACAUGUAUGUCCAAUUGAACGUCUGCAUUGACAUCAGCCAGCUUCAUGUACGUAAAUCUGCUUGUGUCCUCGGAUCUUCCAUCGUGGAUUGGUGCUCUUGAUGGUGGACAUUAAAUUGCCUUUGAGCAUCUCUUGCAAUCAUCAUUAUUUAAUACACAAAAAGAGGCAGAGGAAAAGGAAUUUGUGAUGCAAAUGAGCAUUUUGCCUAAUGCUUGCAUGGUAAAGCCAAUGGAGGCAAUGGAGGGGGAUGCUCCUGGAUCCAGCUUUGUUGCUAGAAGCCCAGGUGACCUCGGUGCCUAAGAAUGCCUUUUACCAGCUUCAGCUGGCAAAACAGUUGCAGCUGUUUCUGGAUCGGGAUAGCCUGACCACUGUUGUUCAUUCGUUCAUGAGGUAACCUCCAGGCUGGAUUCAUGUGAAAGCCUCCUGCAGAUACCAUCUUAUCAGGAAGUUCUUUCUGCACAACACAGGAAGUGGACCUUUAGUGUUGUGGCACCUACCCUUUGGAAUUCCCUCCCCUUAAAUAUUAGACAGGCAUCAUCUCUGUUGUCUUUUCAGCACCUACUGAAGACCUUCCUCUUUCAUCAAGCCUUUUAAGUAGAGACCUUAUCCCAGUCUGCUUCUGUGCUGGAACUGCUUUUGAGAUGUUUUUAAAGAUGUUUUUAAAGAUGUUUUUAAAAGAUUUUUUAAGAUGUGUUGUUUUAAGAUUUUUAAAGAUGUUUUGUUAUAAGAUGUUUUAAAGUAUUUUGUUUUUAAGCUGUUUUAGAGUGUUUUUAGUGAUUUGUUUGCCACCAUGGGCUCCUUCUGGAAGGAAGCACGGGAUAUAAAUUUAAUAAAAUAAUAAGAAGAACUGCUUUACGUUUCAUGACUGAAAAUGAAAAUAAUAAUUAGUAGAAAAAUAAUUAAGGAUGUAAGUAAUCCUGUUAAAGAGAUUAGUAGAGUGAUUGGCUAAAACUAAUACAAUUACUGUAUUAGUUAUACCUGCAUAAAUGUGCAUCUGUGUAAAAACAAUUUAUUUUCCCCGGAAUGAAGGUCAGCUGAGACUGUGGUGUCUUUAGGAUGUAUGGUUUUAUUUGCACAUAUAUAAGUGUCAGAUGGAUUCUCAUCAUUAAUACCCCAACAGAUCUUGCUUCCCCAUUAGGUUUCUAGGAGAGGCUUCCCUAAAGCCAUAGCUUUGGAUUCAGCAGUGAGCAAGCCUCUCUGUGUCUUCCCAGCUUCCAGUUCCACCUCAGACUAACCCAAAAUCUACCUCCUGACCCAAUCAGGUGAGGGGGGUGCUACCCUCAUUCCUAUAGCAACACAUCUUCCCUUGGCCAAGACUUUGACAUGUAGAUUGCCAAUCAAUAGGCCCAUUAACUCACAAAGAUACUGGCUUGGCCAGAACUAUUAACUUAUGAAAGGAACUGGUUUGAUCAAUACAAUAGGUUUCUUCCAACUUCCAGAUACGGGAUUACAUGCUUGGAGGGUACCCACAGAUAUCAUCCAGACCAACCCCUCCCACUGUAACCUGUCAAAGAGAUACCUCCAAUGGAUCAUAACCCUACCUGUCAAUUAAAUGUUUCAGCCCAAAUAAUAAAACACACACAUAGAGUUUCUCUUGUUAUCAAGUACUGUCAGUCAUUCUUUUUUAGACCAGGUAUUCCCAAACUAUGUGCUGCUAUGCAAAAAUUGCUACUGUGCCAUAAGAAUAUAAAUUUGUUAAAGUAUUAAGACCACUAUAAACCCAAAAUACCUAUCCAGAGUGAAGGAAGUUGUCUGCUAAACCUCUGCAUGACUCACAGCUCAGGCAUUUCACUCAGCCCCCAUUAGGGGCAUUUGCUUCUGUUACAUCUCUGCAUGGCAUGUGUGAUUGGAUAAUUCAAUUACUCUUCAUUCAGAGAUGCAGCAGGACUCCCUCCCAUCAAAGGAGGCUGUCUGUGGAAUUCCUGGAUGAGUCACCUCUCUAGGGCUGGUAUUCGUCCAGUCAGGAAGCAGAUCCAGACCAGAGAUUCAUGCUGAAACUUGAGAGUGGGCACCUUUGAAAGAGAAAAAAAGGAAAACUUUUUUCAGCUAUGAGUCUUUUUUAAAUCAGAAACGUGUCCCUCAGCUUCCAGAUGUUUUGGAAAUGCCACUAUUCUACUCCUUACACUUACAGCCAAACGUUCUGAUAUAUUCUUUGCCAUCAAAAUACAACAAACAUAAUCCCCUUCAUUUCAGUAGGACUUGAGUUGGAGAACUUUCCACUAGAUUCUGCCCUAAGUUACUACGCAUGUAAGCAGCAAACGUUAAAAGUGAUAUUGGUGUUAUGAGUUUGGGCUGCCUGGGUUGCUGCGAAUAGGGGUCUAUCAUUAGAAUUUUGUAUCAACUUUAGACUCUUAAGUGUCAUCUGAUAGAGGUUAGAUAAAAAAAAUAGUUUCUUAAUGAUAUUUGACUGCAUUUUUUGGGCAGUUCUGCUCCUUCCUAGUUUGAAUUUAAAGUGCUGAAUUAUCUGAAGCCAAAGCAUUUGCUGUCUUUGAGAACCUGAUGCAAGUUACUUGCUGGACUGAAGGAGUGUUUUUAAUCUCCGUUAUGCUGUGCUUGUAUAUUUGUAAAUA